This is a messenger RNA of Gorilla gorilla gorilla (western lowland gorilla), 4400 nucleotides long. It is a transcript of the gene COA1, whose product is annotated as cytochrome c oxidase assembly factor 1. Gene Ontology annotation, biological process: mitochondrial respiratory chain complex IV assembly; mitochondrial respiratory chain complex I assembly. The record is from RefSeq and is a predicted model, not a curated record. NCBI's taxonomy places the organism in Eukaryota, Metazoa, Chordata, Mammalia, Primates, Hominidae. The coding region runs from base 252 to 692 and encodes 146 amino acids. The transcript is spliced from 10 exons. Gene Ontology annotation, cellular component: mitochondrial inner membrane.
CUGGCGCGCAGGACCGCGGGCAUUUACCCGUGCUUUCCCACGCCUGGAAGAGCUCGUCAUGGUCUCUGUAGCGUGGUGCUUCUGUUGCUCACAGACAGAGUCUCGCUCUGGCCAGAGAUUUUCUAAAUAAUGGUCAGGAAUCUGCAUUAGGUGCCUGCUUCCCCUUCUGCCAUGAUUGGAAGUUUCCUGAGGCCUCCCCAGCCAUGUGGAACUGACAACUUGCCUUUGAUGAUUUUCAAGAGAGUUGUGCUAUGAUGUGGCAAAAGUAUGCAGGAAGCAGGCGGUCAAUGCCUCUAGGAGCAAGGAUCCUUUUCCACAGUGUGUUCUAUGCCGGGGGCUUUGCCAUUGUGUAUUACCUCAUUCAAAAGUUUCAUUCCAGGGGUUUAUAUUACAAGUUGGCAGUGGAGCAGCUGCAGAGCCAUCCCGAGGCACAGGAAGCUCUGGGCCCUCCUCUCAACAUCCAUUAUCUCAAGCUCAUCGACAGGGAAAACUUCGUGGACAUUGCUGAUGCCAAGUUGAAGAUUCCUGUCUCUGGAUCCAAGUCAGAGGGCCUUCUCUACGUCCACUCAUCCAGAGGUGGCCCCUUUCAGAGGUGGCACCUUGACGAGGUCUUUUUAGAGCUCAAGGAUGGUCAGCAGAUUCCUGUGUUCAAGCUCAGGGGGGAAAACGGUGAUGAAGUGAAAAAGGAGUAGACACGACCCAGAAGACCCAGCUUGCUUCUAGUCCAUCCUUCCCUCAUCUCUACCAUAUGGCCACUGGGGUGGUGGCCCAUCUCAGUGACAGACACUCCUGCAACCCAGUUUUCCAGCCACCAGUGGGAUGAUGGCCUCCCUAUUCCCUGAGACACAACAGCAUUGAAAUUGGGCCAAUUAAUAACCCCACAGUGGCCUCUCACUAAAUGUGAGAGGUGAGGAAGCUGCAGGAGAAAAUUUGAAGCUAGCAGUGUUCAUGACAUGUAAGUAAAGAAGCCAUCUCCAUAAAAGUACAACGUGACGCAGCAAGUGCUGAUGGAGAAGCUGUAGAAGUUACACAGAAGAUCUAGCUUGGACCAUCGAUGAAAGUGGCUACACUAAACAACAGAUUUUAAGUGUAGAUAAAACAGCAUUUUAUUGGAAAAAGAUGCCAUCUAGGACUUUCAUAGUUAGAAAAACUCAAUGCCUGGCUUCAGAGGACAAGCUGACUCUUGUCAGGGGCUAGUGCAGCUGUGACUUUCAGUUAAAGCCAAUGCUCAUUGACUAUUCUGAAAAUCCCAGGGCCCUUAAGAUAUGCUGUAUAAACACAACAACAAAGCCUGGAUGACAUUGGGUCUGUUUACAGCCUGGUCUACUGACUAAGCCCACUGUUGAGACCUAGUGCUCAGAAAAAAUAGAUUUCUUUCAAAAUAUGGCUGGGUGCAGUGGCUCACACCUGUAAUCCCAGCACUUUGGGAGGCUGGGGCGGGUGGAUUGCUUGACGCCAGGAGUUCAAGACCAGCCUGGGCAACAUGGUGAAACCCUGUCUCAAAAAACAAAUCCAAAAAACCAAAAUAUUGCUACUCAUUAACAAUGCACCUGGUUACCCAAGAGCUCUGAUGGAGAUGUACAAGGAGAUGAAUACUGUUUUCAUGCCUGCUAACACAGUAUCCAUUCUGCUGCCGAUAGAUCAAGGAGUACUUUUGACUUUCAAAACUUAUUAUUUAAGAAAUACAUUUUGUGGUUUCUCUGAUGGUUCUGGGCAGUCAGUUCAAAACCUUCUGGAAAGGAUUCACCAUUCCAGAUGCCAUCAAGAGCAUUCAAUUCACGGGAGGAGGUCAAAAUAUCAACAUUAAUUGGAAUUUGGAAGAAAUAGAUUCCAAUCCUCAUGGAGGACUUGGAGGGUUUCAAGACUUCAGAGGAGGAAGGAACUGUAGAUGGGCUGAAAAUAGCAAGAGAACUAGAAGUGGAGGGGCCUAGAGAUGUGACCGAAUUGCUGUAAUCUCAGGAUCAAACUUGUAUGGAUGAGAAGUUCCUUCUCAUGGACGAGCAAAGAAGGUGAUUUCUUGAAAUGGAAUCUACUCCUGGUGAAGAUGCUAUGAACAUUGUUGAAAUGACAAAAGAUUUAGAAUAUUCCAUAAACUUAGCUGUGGCCAGGGUUUGAAAGGAUUGACUCCUAAUUUUGAAAAGUUCUACUGUGGGUAAAUGCUGUCAAACAGCAUUGCAUGCUACAGAGGAAUCUUUCAUGAAAGAGUUAAUAAAUGCAGCAAACUUCACUGUUGUCUUACUUUAAGAAAUUGCCACAGUCACUGCAGGCUUCAGCAACUUAUCUUUUCCUACCCUCCUCUCGCAUUUAAAAGUACUUUUAAAUUAAUGUAUGUACAUUAUUUUUAGGCAUAACACUGCUGCUCAUUUAAAAAAACUACAGUAUGAACCAUGUUAUAUGCAGUGGAAAGGCAAAAAAUUCAUGUGACUUACUUGCUUGUAUUUGGUUUAUUGCAGUGGUCUGGAACUGAAAGUGAUGCAUAUUUCUGAGUUAUGCCUGUAUUUAAGAAGCUGAGUGAAACCCAAAGAAGUCCAUGAUAGGACAGACUUCUGAAAACUAAAGACAGAAAAAAGCUUGAAAGCAUCAAGAAAGAAGUGAAAUCUUAACUAGAGGGAAAAGUAACUCAGAUGACAGUGGAUUUCUCUCUGGAAACCAUGGAGGCCAGAAGGAAGUGAGACAAGUUCUUUUAGUGCCAGAGGAACUAUCAACUUGUGGCUGGGCACGGUGGCUCACGCCUGUAAUCCCAGCACUUUGGGAGACCAAGGUGGACAGAUCACUUGAAGUCAGGAGUUUGAGACCAGCCUGGCCAACAUGGCAAAACCCUGUCUCUACUAAAAAUACAAAAAUUAGCCAGGCAUGGUGGCGCAUGCCUGUAAUCUCAGCUACUUGGGAGGCUGAGGCACGAGAAUUACUUGAACCCGGGAGGUGGAGGUUGCAGUGAGCCAAGAUCCUGCCACUGCACUCCAGCCUGGGCAACAGAGCAAGACUGCCUCAAAACAAAACUCUGUCAACUCCAAAUUCCUAUUUGGUGAAAUGAUCCUUCAGGAGUGAUGGGGUAAUAAAAACAUUCUCGGUUGAUAGAAAACUAAAAGAAUUUGUUGAAUGCGUCUACCCUAUAGACCUUGAAUAGACCAACCCUAAAGGAAGUUCUUGAACCAGAAAGGAAACGUUUAAAAAAGAAAAAGUUUUGGGAUGUCAGGAAGUACGAUGGAAACAGCAAAAAUAUGGUUGCACCUGGACUUGAUAUGAAAGUAACCAUCAGAAAAUCAACAGAGAUCUUAAACUUGCCUACCACAGACACCUGCAGGAAUAUACUAAGAAUCAUCAUAGUGGACCUUUAUUGUCUCCUGAGCACCCAUUCUUUGUUCUUUCAGAAACACAACUGGUUUUGAGAAUCCAUCCCUUCUUCACUUAGUCCACGUAAAGGUUAGGAUGGUAGAAAGUGUUAUACCUCUUCCUCCAGAGUUGGAGCCUAUGACACUGAUGACACCGGCAUGGCAAGCCAAAGCCCUACACCCACCAGCACACUUACUGGUUCCAAAUUGAUCUAUGCUGGUGUAAUCAGAGUGAAUCUCAGAACUUUGGACAGAGCUGUGAGCAGAGACUGACUUUCCUGCUGUCUCCAGGUAGCUGCAAGGCUGAACAGCAGCACCUACUUUAUUACCAUCUUACUGUCAUUCAAAGAAGGCAGAGCUGAAUGCUGGAGAAAAACUGAGUACUAGCAACAGUUUUUGAACCCUGAAUAUUGUCAUAACUGAAGCUAGAAUUAUCCCUGGACUUGUUUGCCACUAAAAUUUCCUUGUUUUGCUUACCCUGGUUUCAGCUGGCACCCUGAUAUACAUAACUGAUAUACUGUCCUUUGUUUUUCUUUCCUUCCUCUUCUCCGCCUUUGACGAUUUUAAAUUAGAAAUCUACCUGCCUCUAAUCUCUUUAAUUUUCUCAUUUAUUUACUGCUGCCUAUUUUCCAAAACACUGCUUCUCGAAUAUUCCUGGCUCAAAAAUCAUCUAUGUCUUCAUGACAUAUGAAACCCCUAGAAUCCAGCCUUUCCCCAGCUUUUAAUAUCUCCUAAUUGAUUUCUCAAUUCCAGUGAAAUGAUUCCAUUUAUUUUUUUCCCAAACACAUCACAAAUAUUCCUAACUCUUGUGAGCAAUUUUCUCUUAUUCUUCUCAACUUAUCUAAAUCCUAACUUUUCUAAAGAUCUAGCUCAAGUUCUGUCUUGUCAUAUUUUGAGUUCCUUUCUUUGGCGUUGUAUUAUUAUGUAUCUUUCCAUGUACACAUGUGUGCAUUAUCUCCCUGAUAAAACUAACUGGCUAGAGGAUAGGAGUAAAGACUCAAUUCUAAUAUCCUUGUUACCUAAUAAUACACAAACGUGAAACAUGUUUGAAUAAAUCACUGUUAAAUA